Molecule: messenger RNA, 5649 nt
Organism: Ceratitis capitata (Mediterranean fruit fly)
Lineage: Eukaryota; Metazoa; Arthropoda; Insecta; Diptera; Tephritidae
Gene: Cftr
Product: multidrug resistance-associated protein 4
Exons: 13
Coding region: 970-5184 (1404 amino acids)
Biological process (GO): transmembrane transport
Cellular component (GO): membrane
Molecular function (GO): ATP binding; ATP hydrolysis activity; ABC-type transporter activity
Source: RefSeq, a predicted model, not a curated record
AUACAAAUUCAGUUGCAUUCGAGUCGCGUGAGCGACAAGUUGUCAUUCGGUGUGCCGGGUUUUUAAUGUAUUCGGUUGUAGGUGAAAUAGUGGUGGUUGUUAAUAAUUGUGCCGGUUUUUGGACGUCUCUUGUGAAUCUACAAAUACAAUAGAGUGAUUUAGGGAGCGGCGUUAUACGUAUGUGUGUACAUGUGUCUAUGAAAUUUUCCUGCCGUAUACAAUGACGAGAGUAAUCGUGUUAUAGAAUUAUCUGCGUGCAAAAUAUUAAAGAAAACAAAGAUAAUUGAAAAAAAAAAAAUAUAAUAUAUUGAAAUUUUCAAACAAAAUAAAAGAUGUGUUUAAAAACUUUCGUGUGUUUAUUCGGCUGCUCGACUACUUAGUUACGCACUAAAUUACUCAAUGCUUUUUUGUACAUAAUUUCAAGACUUCAGUUGUUGUUAUUGUUGCGGAACGAAUUUCGCACUACGUGUGCUUAUACAUACCUAUGUACGUAAAUUCGGCGCCUUUUUGCGCCUUUAUUGCCUCUCGCCCAAUCAACGAAUUAUACAACAUUGACGUUUAACAAUUAGAAAGUCGGGAGUGCGACAGCCGGCGCUACAAUCUGUAGAAAUAAUCAGCUUAGAAGUAUCGUUGAUAUAUGUAUGUAUUUUUGUAGUAUCAUACUUUGUUUUAGUAAAAUUUAUUUGCAUUUCAUUUUCUGUUGGCUCUACAUAAAAGUGAUUGGAGAGUGUUAUAUUUACGUAUAAGCAAAAAUAAGAGAGUGCUAGUGUACUUUUACAAAUAUACAAACACACAUACAUAUGUAUGUAUAUUAUCUGUUUCUAUUCACACGUGCUUCCACCUACAAAAAUAACAUAAUUACCUUGGAAGCCGCAUAGUUUUCAUUAAGUUCAAAGUGUUUGACGUGCCUUACAUAUAUACAAAUAUACAAGCGAGCAAUCACUGUUUUAACGUCUAAAACAUCUCAAAAUGGAUAGCACACGUAAGCCGGAAAAAAUAAAUCCACGCCGACAUGCAAAUAUACUGUCACAACUACUUUUCGUUUGGGCUAUACCACUGCUCUUUAAGGGUUCAAAGCGCGGCUUGAAUACAGAUGAUCUCACAAAGUGUAUGCCAAAAGAUUGUUCUGAAGAUUUGGGAGAUAGUUUGGAAGAAAAAUGGUACGCCGAGGUGGAGCGAGCACAUCGUAAAGGACGUAAGCCACUGCUCCGCAAUGCAAUACUUCGUACAUUUUGGAUACCCGCAGUACUCGAUGGCAUCAUAUCACUCAUUUACAUAGUAAUCAAAUCUCUUAUACCCGCAGUGCUGGCGCAGUUAUUAAUGCAGUUCCAAAAGCAAGUGGCACCCGCUUCAAUUCGCAUGUCCGACGUGAAUACAACAGAUGAGCUUGUGAAUGCCACAAAACGUGCUGUGCGUUCCAUUGACUCAGCCAUGAAAAGCAUGUCUCUGUUAUCAUUGGCGGCUGAUGUGGGCGGUGCUGGUGCGGGUGUUGGAGGUGCGUCAUCUAACACUAUUGAUGCCACGGGAAAGCCAAUUAGCGCUACAGAUACAUUCUUGUUCGCUAACGACACCUCUAAUGCGACUGCGCAGCCGGAAUUCGCCAAUUUCGAUGAUCCGAUGUGGGAUGUUUUUAAUAAUGUCUAUUGGUUGGGCACCAUUCUGGUAACUUCGACUUUACUUGGUUGUUUCUUAAUUCAUCACGUCGAUUUGAGGCAGCGUUUGAUGGGCGCACGCAUGCGCAUUGCCUGCUGUUCGUUGAUUUACCGAAAGACCCUGCGCCUCUCAAUGCGCUCUGCUGGCCAAACCCCAGCUGGUUAUCUAAUCAACCUGCUCUCUAAUGAUGUUAAUCGUCUCGAUUAUGGUUUUAUCUACAUGCAUUGGAUCUGGAUAAUGCCGCUGAAUGCCAUGUUGAUAUGCUAUCUCAUUUGGUUACGCAUCGGAUGGGCUGCAGUGGUAGGCGUCGUCGGUCUAUUACUCAAAACGCUACCGGUACAAACUGGUUUCAGUAAAUUGGCAUCAAAGUUGCGUAUGAAAAUCGCCGAACGUACCGAUGCACGCGUUGGCAUCAUGAACGAAUUGGUACAGGGAAUACAGGUGAUUAAAAUGUAUGCUUGGGAAAAACCCUUUCAGGCUGUGGUGGGCGAGGCGCGCCGUCGUGAAGUCAAACAAAUUCGUUAUGCUUCCUAUUUGCGUGGCUUUUACUUGAGCACAAUGGUUUUCACGGAACGCUCCACUCUCUACAUUACCAUCGCGGCAGCUGUGCUUAUGGGAAAUCAAAUUUCAGCUGAUAUUGUUUUCUCCGCCGCUAGUUACUAUAAUAUAUUGCAGCUAGUCGCCGCCAUUUGGUAUCCACUUGCUGUUUCGUUUGGUGCCGAGGCGCUUGUCUCACUAAAACGUGUCGAAUCGUUCCUACUGCAAGAGGGUCAUAAUGAGAAAGCGCGUGGUCUAACGCAUAAGAAGGCAAAUAACAACGGUGAUACCAAUGCCAUUGUGCUCAAGCAAGUGAAUGCAAAUUGGGAUUUAACGAAGCCGCAACACACAUUACAGGAUAUUAGUUUGAAAAUAAAGCGCGGACAGUUGUGUGCUGUUAUCGGACCAGUGGGCGCGGGAAAGAGCUCCCUGCUGCAAUUGCUGCUGGCCGAACUGCCAAUCACCGAUGGCGAAGUUGUGAUGCAUGGUGAACUUUCUUAUGCCGCUCAAGAGCCGUGGCUAUUCACUGGCACCGUACGCAAUAAUAUCUUAUUUGGCGAACCUUACGACCGCAAGCGUUAUCACGAGGUUACGAAAUGCUGUGCACUCUCGACAGAUUUUCAACAGCUGAGCAAUGGCGACAAAACGAUUGUAGGCGAGCGUGGCGCUUCGUUGUCGGGAGGUCAACGUGCGCGCAUCAGCUUGGCGCGUGCUGUCUACAAACCAGCCUCCAUUUAUCUACUUGACGAUCCUCUAAGCGCCGUCGAUGCACACGUCGGUCGCCAUCUCUUCGACGAAGUGAUUGGUCCACACGGUCGCUUGGCUACCGAGAAAGCCACACGCGUACUCAUCACACAUCAGGUACACUUCCUUACCGAAGCCGAUUGGAUUGUGAUUGUUGAAAAUGGUCGCAUAUCACGUCAAGGCACCUACGAAGAAUUGUCCAAUAGUGAUUUGGAUUUCGCAAAAUUACUGGAACGCAUAAAGGAAGAGGAAGAUAACGUGGAGAGUGAAAACGAAUCUGUUGUAUCACAUGAAACAAUAUAUGAGGAUGAAGAGAUACCAUACAUAGAUGGCGUACGCGACGGUUAUCAACCGCUGCGUCGUGCUAGUGCCAAUCACGAUGGCUCACUAACACGUAAAUCGGCAAGCCUGGCGCUUAGUUCAGAACAAGAUCUCUCCGAUGAUUCGGGUUUGGCGGAAGAUCAGGCAAAGGGUGGCGUUUCCGGUCGCGUGUGGUGGGAAUAUUUUCGCGCUGGUAGCGGUGUAUGCGGUUUAAUAUUUAUGACUGCCGUCAUGUUGUUGUCGCAGGUGGUUUGUAGUGGCUCUGAUUAUUUUGUAAACAUUUGGACGCAACAAGAGUAUUUGCGCUCAAUAGAUGAACCGACGAAUUUCACCACCUUCGAGUGUUUAUACAUUUAUGGUGCGCUCAUUAUUGGCGUAGUUGUGAUGACAGUAUUUCGUGGCUAUCUUUUUUUCAAAGUCUGCAUGCAUGCAUCCAAAGUACUGCACGAUCGCAUGUUCGGUAGCAUACUUCGUUCCACGAUGCGGUUUUUCGAUACAAAUCCCUCUGGCCGAAUUUUGAAUCGUUUCUCCAAAGAUAUGGGUGCCAUUGAUGAGUAUCUACCAAAGGCAAUUAUGGAUUUCAUACAAAUUGCAUUGGUUAUGUUUGGCAUAUUAAUUGUGAUUACCGUUAUUAAUCCCAUACUGCUGGUGGCUGUUUUCAUAGUGGCUGUGGUGGAUUACUGGGUAUUACAGUUGUACUUACGGCCAUCGCAGGAUCUGAAACGUUUGGAGGGCAUCUGCCGCAGUCCGGUCUUCUCACAUCUCUCCGCAACACUAUCCGGCAUUGCGACGAUACGUGCACGCGAGCUCCAGGAUAUUGUGAUAAAAGAGUUUGAUUGCCUGCAGGACGUACACAGCGCAGUGUGGCAGUUGACAAUGGCUUCGAAUACGGCGUUGGGCUUGUGGUUGGACUGUGUUAGUUGUUGUUUUCUCGCUUCUGUCACGUUCAGCUUUUCGCUGUUGGAUACUCAAACUUUCAGCGGCAAUGUGGGCCUGGCCAUCUCGCAGGCCAUGAUUCUCACCGGCAUGGUACAGUAUGGCGUACGUCAAGUGGCCGAAUCCUUACAACAGAUGACGAGUGUGGAGCGAGUGCUGCAAUAUACUGAUCUCGAACAAGAAUCUGAAAUAACGAAACAACCACCACCUGCUUGGCCCACACAAGGACAAGUGGAAUUUAAAGAUUUAUCCUUGCGUUAUGAUCCAAAUAAUCCACCCGUGUUGAAACACUUAAACAUCACCAUCGAGCCCAGUUGGAAGGUGGGUGUUGUUGGACGCACAGGCGCUGGUAAAAGUUCACUUAUUGGCGCGCUAUUUCGACUAUCACAUCUCGAAGGUGACAUUCUUGUCGAUGGCAUUGAGACGGGCAGUAUUUCACUGGAAGCAUUACGUUCGAAAAUCUCAAUUAUACCGCAAGAUCCGGUGUUGUUCUCCGCCACCAUACGCUACAAUUUGGAUCCGUUCGAUAAGUAUGGUGAUGCUGACCUCUGGCGUGCGCUAGAAGAUGUUGAACUGAAAGGCGCCAUACCUGGCUUGGAUUACAUGGUCACACAACGCGGCAGUAAUUUCAGUGUUGGUCAACGACAGCUGCUCUGCUUGGCGCGCGCUAUAUUGCGUAAUAAUAAAGUGCUGGUGCUCGAUGAGGCCACUGCCAAUGUGGAUCCACAAACCGAUGCGCUCAUACAGACCACCAUACGCACCAAAUUCAAGCACUGCACCGUGCUAACUGUGGCCCAUCGCCUGCACACCGUCAUGGACUCGGAUCGUAUACUCGUUGUGGAUGAUGGACGUGCACGCGAAUUCGACAUACCGCAUUUGCUGCUGAAGAAACAACAGGGCGCUUUGCGGCAAAUGGUGGACGCGACUGGUGCGGAGGCGGAAUCGCUUAAGAAAAUCGCUACUGAGACUUACAAUAAGAUGCAACGUGCGUGAAAGUAACGAAGUAGAUGUGUGGCGCUAACUGGGAAUGAAUUGAAUGGAAAAAUACCGUAAAAGUCGUUUAGCGAUUGGGAAGGUUGAAACAAUGAACAAUACAAAUAAAACUGCCUUUAUUAAAUAGAGAAUUUCAUAGGGAAUUUUAAGUGUAAAGCGAAAAAAAACAACAAAUGUAAAUUUGAACUCUUCAGGAAGUACACAAAUAUUUGUAUGUACAAAAGUAUAGAAUUUUUGAAAAACUAAAACUAAAAAAAAAAAAAAUAAUUUGAAAUUAGCUCACAGUUCAUUUGUGGUUUGGCUUUCAUGUUUACGUUCACUUUUGAAAGAACUUUAAGCAAACUCAUUUCUGAUACGCUUUGAAAGGCCACAAUUUUUGAACUCUUUAAUAGUUAAUUUUACUAAAGCAAUUUUUUUUGAAAAAAAUUACAAAAGUUGGAACAAAGUUUACCUCAGAAAGUCUUA